GAAUCGAAUCAUUUUAGCCCAUCCCGAACCUGUUGAGCUGCUGCUGCCUGCUGAGUGCUGACUGCUGACCGACUGAUGUGGUGGUUCUACCGCAAGGGCCCCUCGGGCUUCGCCGGCGCCUCCACGGCCGAGGAGGUGACCGCCGGCAUCGACGGCCGCGGCCUAGUCGCCGUCAUCACAGGUGCGUCGAGAGGCAUCGGGCGGGAGACGGCGCGCGUGCUGGCGCUGCGGGGCGUGCGCGUCGUCAUGGCCGUCCGCGACGUCUCCGCGGGGGUCAGGGCCAAGGAGGCCAUCCAGGCCGAGAUCCGCGGCGGCGCGGAGCUGGACGUGCUGCAGCUGGACCUUAGCUCCAUGGCCUCCGUGAGGAGAUUCGCCGCAGAGUUCGCCUCCCUGAACCUGCCCCUCAACAUCCUAAUCAACAACGCUGGAGUCAUGGCGAGGGACUGCACCCGUUCCUGCGACGGCCUGGAGCUGCACUUUGCGACGAACCACAUCGGGCAUUUCCUUCUGACGAACCUGUUGCUGGAGAACAUGAAGAUCACGUGCCGGGACAGCGGCGUCGAAGGAAGGAUCGUCAACGUAUCAUCGGCGGGGCAUAUCAUGACGUACGCCGAAGGGAUAUGCUUCGACAAAGUGCUUGAUCCUUCAGGCUUCAACAGUUUCAUUGCUUAUGGUCAGUCGAAGCUUGCAAACAUUCUGCACACAAAUGAGCUGUCUCGGAUUCUCAAGGAUGAAGGGGUGAACAUUUCAGCGAACACGGUACAUCCCGGGAUCAUCGCCACAAGCCUUUUCAGGAACAGGACUAUUGUGAGCGCUCUGAUGAAUACUGUUGGAAGAAUCAUAAGCAGGAGCAUCGAACAGGGUGCUGCAACAACAUGUUAUGUGGCGAUGCACCCUCAAGUCCAGGGGAUAACUGGUAAAUACUUCGGCAAUUGUAAUAUAGCAAACCCAAGCUCGCAAGCUGUAGAUGCAGAGUUGGCCAAGAAGCUGUGGAACUUCAGCUUGCAGAUUUAGUUGCGGCCACGACGUGAGGGAGGGCGCAACAGGAGGGCCUGCCUUGGUGAGCGGCGACCAGAUGAGGCGGACGAGCGACGAGACGAGGGCACGAGGCCACGAGCGAUGAGGGAACGAGGGAGUAAUUCCGAUCCGCUCGGCGCUCCUUGUAGCGACCGGCCCGACGCUCGGAUCAGAUCUUUUUUUCUUUCUAAGGGAUUGUAGCGAUCGGAUCUGACGAGGCACGACUCACGAGGAGUCGAGGAGUGCGCUCGAUGGCGGCAGGGCCUCCUCGCGACGUCGCCAGUUCGCCUCGAUUCUAGCCCAACAAAAGUACCAGUCGGCCCAGUAACACUUAUGUAUUUUUUUGAUAUUAGACCUGCAUAGAAAAUUUUGGGCUACUCAGAAUUUUAGGCCUAUGCAGGCCGCACAUAUGGAACCACUGUGGGGCCGGCCCUGCAAUGGUCCACUUCAACGUGGAUCAUCGAUCUUACAUUUCUGUGAAGGAAUACACGACCUGAUAGCGCGCGAGUCACCAUGGACAGCACAACGAAACUUCCAAAUGGACAGAGAUCAGGUGACAUGCACGUUUGCAUGUCACUGUGUGCCUUGCGGCCUAAAUUUAAAUUUAAAUCUUA
This is a messenger RNA of Hordeum vulgare subsp. vulgare (domesticated barley), 1631 nucleotides long. RefSeq names its product short-chain dehydrogenase TIC 32, chloroplastic-like. The record is from RefSeq and is a predicted model, not a curated record. Lineage: Eukaryota; Viridiplantae; Streptophyta; Magnoliopsida; Poales; Poaceae. The transcript has 9 exons. The coding region runs from base 76 to 1014 and encodes 312 amino acids.